This is a messenger RNA of Candida tropicalis MYA-3404, 765 nucleotides long. RefSeq lists its product as uncharacterized. The record is from RefSeq and is a predicted model, not a curated record. Lineage: Eukaryota; Fungi; Ascomycota; Pichiomycetes; Serinales; Debaryomycetaceae. The transcript has a single exon. Bases 1 to 765 code for a protein of 254 amino acids.
AUGGUUACUAUAAACUCAGAACCUUUGGAACAUCUACCAUACAUCGAUGAAAAUAUAAGUCCAGAAGAAAGAUCAAAUGUUGAGAAUCUUAUAAGAUUAGAAUUAGCCAACCAAUUUAAUAAUAAUGUUAAUAGUAUAACACAUAAUGGAAACAUACUACUAGAUGAUUCUCAACUACUACAACAGCAACAACAACAGCAGCAGCAACAACAACAAGAUAAUGAUAUCAUACCCAACACAUUACAUCCUUUAGUUGAUCAAUUAUUACCAUUAAAUUCAAGUCUACAUCAAAGAAGUUCUAUCAUGAAUUUAACUUUACAAGAUUAUGAAGAGGAAUCAGAUGACGAAGACGAUGAUGGGGUUGAUUUGUCAAAAUACACUCAAUUUAAUAUUACAUCUCCUUUAGAAGAUAAUAACAACGGUAAUGUUAGUGGUAGUGGUAAUAGUGGUAAUAUAGAUUAUACCAAUUUAUAUACCACUUUGGGACAUGCAAAUUUACAGCAAAGAAAUUUGGAGUUUUUAGUAAGGAACAGAAAUGAUUUACAAUAUUUACAACAACAAGAAUUGGCACGCUUGGAUGAAUUAAACAACGAGUUGUCCAAAAAUAUCAAUAAUAAAAGAAGUAUGAUUGAUGAUGUAUCUAAUUCAAGAAAAAGAAGACAAGUGAAUGAAUAUCAACUUGCACAACAAGAACUUGAAGAAAGAUGGAAAGAAAAUAUUAAUGCCACAAUAGAAGCUACUAUUGAAACGGCAAAGAAUUUAUAA